GCGGCGGCGCAGGACGUUCUCCCGCCGGGAGGACCACGCGGCGGUCCCUGGACCCUUCCCCGGGUGCACAGCGGCGGCUGCGCCAGCGGGGGCAGGAUGGGCCGUCCGAGCGCACCUCCAUCCGCCCUCGCGACGCCCACGCUGGCCCAGACGCGGGAUUUGGGGUGGAGGACGCUGGGCUGGGAACCAGCACCUUGGGACGGCCGGGUAGUUCGGGCCUUGAGGAGUCCCACACCCUGACAGCUGGCGCCCCCCACGCCCCGCCUAGCUCUCCUCGGCCUGGGGACACCGGCUGCCAGGCCUCUCCAGUUUCAGCCUUUCCUGGGAGGACUUCCUGGAAGAGGGGGCUUCAGGCCCCAGAAAGAGAGGCUGCUCUGGGGGAUGGAGGAGGUGCUGGGAUGGUGACUCCGCGGAGUCGAGGGUGUGAGGCGGGAUGUGGGCAGGCCGUGAGGUUUGUGUUGCAAGACUGGGAGGCAGGAUGAGGGGAGGCCAUGGGGCGGCUGGAGGUGCGGCCUGGGAGCCCUGCGUGCUGGGCCCUGGGCAGGGACGGCAGGCGAGGCGUGUGGAGGAAGAGCCGCGAAGAGCUGGGCGCUGUCUUCUCCACGCCUCCGUUUCUUCAUCUGCUCCUGGGGCCGCCUGCCCGGUAGCGGAGAUUGAAUCGCAUGUUGACGUCUAUUACGAUGAUUAAUGUUCUUGUCAUUCCCGUCACUAGCAGGUCCGGACAGGCCGAGAUGACGCCGAGCCCCCUGUUGCUGCUCCUGCUGCCGCCGCUGCUGCUGGGGGCCUUCCCGCCGGCCGCCGCCGCCCGAGGCCCCCCAAAGAUGGCGGACAAGGUGGUCCCACGGCAGGUGGCCCGGCUGGGCCGCACUGUGCGGCUGCAGUGCCCAGUGGAGGGGGACCCGCCGCCGCUGACCAUGUGGACCAAGGAUGGCCGCACCAUCCACAGCGGCUGGAGCCGCUUCCGCGUGCUGCCGCAGGGGCUGAAGGUGAAGCAGGUGGAGCGGGAGGAUGCCGGCGUGUACGUGUGCAAGGCCACCAACGGCUUCGGCAGCCUGAGCGUCAACUACACCCUCGUCGUGCUGGAUGACAUUAGCCCAGGGAAGGAGAGCCUGGGGCCCGACAGCUCCUCUGGGGGUCAAGAGGACCCCGCCAGCCAGCAGUGGGCACGACCGCGCUUCACACAGCCCUCCAAGAUGAGGCGCCGGGUGAUCGCACGGCCCGUGGGUAGCUCCGUGCGGCUCAAGUGCGUGGCCAGCGGGCACCCUCGGCCCGACAUCACGUGGAUGAAGGACGACCAGGCCUUGACGCGCCCAGAGGCCGCUGAGCCCAGGAAGAAGAAGUGGACACUGAGCCUGAAGAACCUGCGGCCGGAGGACAGCGGCAAAUACACCUGCCGCGUGUCGAACCGCGCGGGCGCCAUCAACGCCACCUACAAGGUGGAUGUGAUCCAGCGGACCCGUUCCAAGCCCGUGCUCACAGGCACGCACCCCGUGAACACGACGGUGGACUUCGGGGGGACCACGUCCUUCCAGUGCAAGGUGCGCAGCGACGUGAAGCCGGUGAUCCAGUGGCUGAAGCGCGUGGAGUACGGCGCCGAGGGCCGCCACAACUCCACCAUCGAUGUGGGCGGCCAGAAGUUUGUGGUGCUGCCCACGGGUGACGUGUGGUCGCGGCCCGACGGCUCCUACCUCAAUAAGCUGCUCAUCACCCGUGCCCGCCAGGACGAUGCGGGCAUGUACAUCUGCCUUGGCGCCAACACCAUGGGCUACAGCUUCCGCAGCGCCUUCCUCACCGUGCUGCCAGACCCAAAACCGCCAGGGCCACCUGUGGCCUCCUCGUCCUCGGCCACUAGCCUGCCGUGGCCCGUGGUCAUCGGCAUCCCAGCCGGCGCUGUCUUCAUCCUGGGCACCCUGCUCCUGUGGCUUUGCCAGGCCCAGAAGAAGCCGUGCACCCCCGCGCCUGCCCCUCCCCUGCCUGGGCACCGCCCGCCGGGGACGGCCCGCGACCGCAGCGGAGACAAGGACCUUCCCUCGUUGGCCGCCCUCAGCGCUGGCCCUGGUGUGGGGCUGUGUGAGGAGCAUGGGUCUCCGGCAGCCCCCCAGCACUUACUGGGCCCAGGCCCAGUUGCUGGCCCUAAGUUGUACCCCAAACUCUACACAGACAUCCACACACACACACACACACACUCUCACACACACUCACACGUGGAGGGCAAGGUCCACCAGCACAUCCACUAUCAGUGCUAGACGGCACCGUAUCUGCAGUGGGCACGGGGGGGCCGGCCAGACAGGCAGACUGGGAGGAUGGAGGACGGAGCUGCAGACGAAGGCAGGGGACCCAUGGCGAGGAGGAAUGGCCAGCACCCCAGGCAGUCUGUGUGUGAGGCAUAGCCCCUGGACACACACACACAGACACACACACUGCCUGGAUGCAUGUAUGCACACACAUGCGCGCACACGUGCUCCCUGAAGGCACACGUACGCACACACGCACAUGCACAGAUAUGCCGCCUGGGCACACAGAUAAGCUGCCCAAAUGCACGCACACGCACAGAGACAUGCCAGAACAUACAAGGACAUGCUGCCUGAACAUACACACGCACACCCAUGCGCAGAUGUGCUGCCUGGACACACACACACACACGGAUAUGCUGUCUGGACGCACACACGUGCAGAUAUGGUAUCCGGACACACACGUGCACAGAUAUGCUGCCUGGACACACAGAUAAUGCUGCCUUGACACACACAUGCACGGAUAUUGCCUGGACACACACACACACACGUGUGCACAGAUAUGCUGUCUGGACACGCACACACAUGCAGAUAUGCUGCCUGGACACACACUUCCAGACACACGUGCACAGGCGCAGAUAUGCUGCCUGGACACACGCAGAUAUGCUGUCUAGUCACACACACACGCAGACAUGCUGUCCGGACACACACACGCAUGCACAGAUAUGCUGUCCGGACACACACACGCACGCAGAUAUGCUGCCUGGACACACACACAGAUAAUGCUGCCUCAACACUCACACACGUGCAGAUAUUGCCUGGACACACACAUGUGCACAGAUAUGCUGUCUGGACAUGCACACACGUGCAGAUAUGCUGUCCGGAUACACACGCACGCACACAUGCAGAUAUGCUGCCUGGGCACACACUUCCGGACACACAUGCACACACAGGUGCAGAUAUGCUGCCUGGACACACGCAGACUGACGUGCUUUUGGGAGGGUGUGCCGUGAAGCCUGCAGUACGUGUGCCGUGAGGCUCAUAGUUGAUGAGGGACUUUCCCUGCUCCACCGUCACUCCCCCAACUCUGCCCGCCUCUGUCCCCGCCUCAGUCCCCGCCUCCAUCCCCGCCUCUGUCCCCUGGCCUUGGCGGCUAUUUUUGCCACCUGCCUUGGGUGCCCAGGAGUCCCCUACUGCUGUGGGCUGGGGUUGGGGGCACAGCAGCCCCAAGCCUGAGAGGCUGGAGCCCAUGGCUAGUGGCUCAUCCCCACUGCAUUCUCCCCCUGACACAGAGAAGGGGCCUUGGUAUUUAUAUUUAAGAAAUGAAGAUAAUAUUAAUAAUGAUGGAAGGAAGACUGGGUUGCAGGGACUGUGGUCUCUCCUGGGGCCCGGGACCCGCCUGGUCUUUCAGCCAUGCUGAUGACCACACCCCGUCCAGGCCAGACACCACCCCCCACCCCACUGUCGUGGUGGCCCCAGAUCUCUGUAAUUUUAUGUAGAGUUUGAGCUGAAGCCCCGUAUAUUUAAUUUAUUUUGUUAAACAUGAAAGUGCAUCCUUUCCCUCCA
Homo sapiens (human) is the source of this 3797-nucleotide messenger RNA. RefSeq names its product fibroblast growth factor receptor like 1 (gene FGFRL1). Gene Ontology annotation, molecular function: fibroblast growth factor receptor activity; fibroblast growth factor binding. The record is from RefSeq and is a predicted model, not a curated record. The transcript has 7 exons. Gene Ontology annotation, biological process: fibroblast growth factor receptor signaling pathway. The coding region runs from base 663 to 2246 and encodes 527 amino acids. Lineage: Eukaryota; Metazoa; Chordata; Mammalia; Primates; Hominidae. Gene Ontology annotation, cellular component: membrane; plasma membrane.